UAUUCCAAAACCUAGAUCUUGACUCAACGGUUGACAACUGGGUAUUAACAAAAGCCAAAGCCACAGUUUGGACUAAAAAAGUUUCAUUAUUUGCGAGUAAAAAGGGCGACUACGUGCACGAGAUUUGCGUUAAAACAUGGUCUAGGAAGGACAAAAUGUACGCAGUCUUAUUCCUAUUUCUGGAGACAAUUUACGUGAUUUGAAUCCGCGCUACCUAGGAUGCUAACAACAAGCCUUACCAUUGAUUUUCCACAUCAAAAUAGACUUUUCUCACUGUUCGUUGUUAUUGGAGCUUUACACUCAAUGCCUAGGUUUAUCAAGUUUGGGGGAAGCAAGCAAAGAACAAAGUUUGACUUUCUUUUUUCUCUUUUCUCUCUUUUUUUUUCUUUUUUUUUUUUUCAUGUCCAGUGAAGAUAUGUCAUAGAAGCAAAGUAUAGAAGUGUAGAGUGAUCUACUUUACUUAAAGCUAUAAAGUAUGAACUCGAGCCACAAGCCAGCAAAUAAGAAAAAUCUUAUAGGAUCUAGAGCUAUUCUUCUGAAUAAAUUAUUUAUGUUAUCUAUUUUUUCUUAUAUUAUAUGAUUCUCUUGCAUUUUAAUUAGAAUCCCCACUUCUAGCUCCCAAACUAGCAUCUGAUUCUUUAACUAGUUAGAUUUGACACACCUGACAGCCUGUUUGCCACUUUCACACCAGUUUUCAUUGUCAAUAUCACAAGAAACACCUAAUAUGUUUAGCAAUCAAAACCACAUAUUCAUCAUUCCUGUUUGAUGUCUCAAUGAAGUAAAAGUGACACUGUUUCAGAAGAAUUGAGAGCUUUAGUUUGAUCAAAGAUGUUCAAGCCAGGAAGAUGGAGAAGCGAGAAGAAAAUCAAAGCCGUGUUCAUGUUGCAGUUUCAGGCAACUCAGGUGCCACAAUUGAAAGCAAAAACACUGACAAUAUCUCUGGUUCCCGCGGAUGUUGGAAAGCCGACGGUGAGAUUAGAGAAAGCUGCCAUUGUGGAUGGAACCUGUUGUUGGGAUAAUCCUGUGUAUGAAACAGUGAAAUUAAUCAAGGAGCUGAAAACAGGAAAAUUCAAUGAGAAAUUUUAUCAUUUCAUUGUAACAACUGGAUCGUCAAAAUCAGGUCUCCUGGGAGAAGUCUCGAUUAAUUUUGCAGAUUACGCAGAGGCAGCUAAACCUUCAAUAGUCUCCCUACCCCUCAAGACUUCAAACUAUGCAGGAAAUGGAGCAAUUUUGCAUGUCACAAUUCACAAUAUGCAGGGCUCUAAUGAUCAAAGAGACAAUGAUGAAGGUGAAACGCCAACAACCAAGUCACAUGAUAGGAGCUUGAAGAAUAAUUUAAGGAACAAUGAUAGAAACGGAAACAGCAACAUCAAUUUUACUGAAGAUGAUUACAUCAAUUACCUCACAUCAGAGGAGUGUGAACACAAUGCGAGCUUAAAAAAUCUUCUUGUGGAAAAUCCUAUAAUCUGUGAGGAUGAUACCACUCUCAGACAACACUCCAUGCCCAAGAAGAGAACAGUUGAUGUUGUUCAGAAAAAUAGCCAUAUGCAUCAGAGAACAAACACAGACUGGUCAGUGGGUUCUGUUUCAGAUGGAAGUAUAGUCGACUCACCAAACAGCCCCGAGGAAAAUUUACCAAGGGACAGGUCAACAGAGGCUUCAGAUAGAUCCAAUGAAAAACUUGUAAGAGAAAUUUCUAUGUUGGAAAGGCAGGUAGCAGUAUCAGAACUGGAAUUACAGUCGCUUCGGAGGCAAGUUGUGAAGGAAAGCAAAAGGGGACAGGACCUAACGAGACAAAUUGUUAGCCUGAAAGAAGAGAAAGAUGUGCUUCAAACAGAAUCUGAACAACUUAAGUCUUUGCUGAAAUGCAGGGGUGAUGUAGAAGUUUCAAAUCAAUUGCAAAUGGAGAUCGAAAAUUUAAAUGCUAUAUUAGAAGAAAUUAGGCAAGAGCUUAAUCAUGAGAAAGACUCAAAUACCACUAUGAGAAUGCAGCUGCAGAAGACUGAAGAAUCAAACUCUGAAUUGAUUCUUGCAGUAAGAGACCUUGAUGAAAUGUUGGAGCAAAAGAACAGGGAAAUAGUUGAUCUCUCAGCCAUAAUAGAAGCCUGUAAGAAUGAAAGGGAGGCUUCCAAAGAAGUUUCAGAUUGCAACAAUGAAGCCAAUGAAAUAGACAUGCUCAAGCAGAUGAUCACAGACCUUUACGGUGAAAUAGAGGUCUACAGGAAAGACAGAGAAGAGCUAAAGAUGCAUAUGGAACAGCUUGCUGUGGACUAUGAGAUUGUAAAACAAAAAAACCAUGUUACCUCUCAGAAGUUGGAGCAAAACGAAAUAGAACAGAUGAAGAUGCAGAAUGAAUGCUCAGACUAUUUGGCAACUAUAAAAGAGUUCAAACUCCAGAUAGAGAGGUUACAGAAAGAAAUCAAGAAGCAGGCAUUAGAAAUAUCAGAAUCGUCAAACACAAUUAAUGAGCUUGAAACUCAGGUAAAAAGCUUGGAGAAAGAACUGGAAAAGCAGGCACAAGGAUUUGAGGAUGAUUUAGAAGGCAUAACACUUGCCAAAAUUGAGCAGGAACAGAGGGCGAUCCAAGCAGAGGAGGCCUUGAGAAAGACAAGGUCAAACAAUGCUAUUGCGGCUGAGCAAAUUCAGGAGGAAUUCAGAAGGCUUUCUGUUACAAUGACAUCUAAGUUUGACGAGAAUGAGAAGCUGACCAUGAAAGCAGUUACAGAAGCUAAUGAUCUGCACCAGCAGAAAAGUGCUGUAGAAGAAAUGCUCCAGAAAGCUAAUGAAGAACUAGACUUGAUGAAAGAGCAGUACGAAGUAAAACUUCAAGAGCUUUCAGACCAGAAAGAUCUGAAAUCAAAACAAAUAGAGCAGAUGUCGCAGGAACUCAAGGAAAAGUGCAUGCAAAUUGAAAAGCUUAAAAAACAAGAUGAAGAAAUGCACCAGUCUUUCUCAAUUGAAAUCAAAAAACUCAAAAGUGAGAAAGGCAGGCUCAAAACAAAGAAUGGCUUCUCUGAAGAAGCAGAGCAUAAACAAAAAUUGAGAGGUGAACCAGAGAUGCAGCAAAGAUGGAGUAAAGAAAGAGAAGAACUAAAGAGAGAAUUUGAUUCAGCAAGAAAGGAAGCUCAAAAACUACAGAAGGAAACAAAUACUUUGAGGUCUUUGAAGGAUGAAAAGGAGACAAUGGUUAGGAUUCUGCAGUCAGACAUACAAAAGCUCAGAGUUCAAAAUAAUGAAUUGAAACAUUGUUUGUCUGAAGAAGAGCAGGAGAAAGAAAACCUGAGGAAAGAGGUCGUUAAAUUGGAGGGUGACCUACAGAAGAAGGAAGAGGCAAUCAUCGUUACAGGAAAGAAACUGGUCGGUGAGAAGGUUAAUUUGGUUGAGCUUUCAGAGAUGAGCUCUACGCCAGGCACAUUCAAAGAAAAUCGAGUUGGCAAAGCGCUAGUCAAAAGUGAAGUAGAAACUUGCUCAGGGAUGAACAUAUCCAUUUCCCAGACAAUUGAUGAUUGCCAUCCUACCCAAUUGUUAAGUGAAAUGGAAUUACUGAAGGAAAGGAACAAAUGUAUGGAAGGAGAGCUGAAAGAAAUGCGAGAGAGAUAUUCAGAGAUAAGUCUCAAAUUUGCAGAGGUAGAAGGUGAAAGGCAACAGCUAGUAAUGACUGUACGAAACCUGAGAAACAGUAAGAAGACUAGCUUUUUCUGAGAUGGUGGAAACCUGAAAUGAAACUAUGGAAAAUAUGUGCUAGCAGGGUGUGGUGAGUAAUAGCUUUUUCUGAGAUGGUGGAAGCCUGAAAAUGAAACUACAGAAAAUAUGUGCUAGCAGGGUGUGGGGAGUAAUGUCAAGGUUACACUAGAGUUCGGCAAUGUAGCAUGUACAUCAGCAACACGUGUUAUAACAUUCUUUCAUUGUGUUUAUUGUUCAUCUUCUCUGUAGGAAAAAUAAAAAAUAACCGGAGUAUUUGAUUAAUUUAACAGAACAUGAUCAAGAAGCCAAGCCAUGUUCCCUAAGCCAAUAAGUGCACUUUGUUUCCAUCACGGAGACUUUUGCAUCUGUUGUGUGUGAUAUUCACAAAUGGGGUUUUGGCCUUGCUCAAACUAGUGGGGUUGGUUGGGAUGAACUAUAUAAGUGCCCUUUUUGACAUUUUUACUAAAAAAAGUAGAGGGAAAAAAGAUGUAUGUUUGGGAUAAUUUUUUGACUUUUUACGAAAAAAUGUGUAUUAAAAUAUUGUAUCAACUAGCAAAAUUACCGAAGUA
This is a messenger RNA of Camellia sinensis, 4253 nucleotides long. RefSeq lists its product as uncharacterized. Lineage: Eukaryota; Viridiplantae; Streptophyta; Magnoliopsida; Ericales; Theaceae. The record is from RefSeq and is a predicted model, not a curated record.